AUUCAGUUUGAACAGUUUGAUUAUGCAUUGUGUGAAAUAUAUUUAUUUAUUAUUGCACAAUAUUACAUUAUUUCGGUGAUACGCAUUAAUUAAAAUUUGUUUGGUGUAAUAUUAAUUAUUUAACUAAAAAUGGCUCAAAAUUUUCCCGGAGAUAUUCCAAAUUCUUCUAAGAGUAGUAUUAUUGCUGCCGGAUUGGGUCUUGCGGUUGUUGGAUUCACCGGUCGUUAUAUUUUAAGACGAAUGCCACAAUUGUCACAAAAAAUGACUGAGGCUAUGAAUGCUUUACCCAAAAUUGAUGCACAGACAUUGGCAAAUAGUAAAUAUUAUAAAGGUGGCUUCGAGCCAAAAAUGAAUAGAAAAGAAGCGAGUUUAAUAUUGGGUGUCUCGCCAACAGCAUCGAAGUUAAAAAUUAAAGAUCAAUUUAAAAAAGUAAUGAUAGCAAAUCAUCCGGAUCGAGGCGGUUCACCUUAUAUUGCUGCAAAAAUCAAUGAAGCUAAGGAUCUUCUAGAAAAAUGAAUUUUGUUAUUCCAAUUGAUCGUCGAAUUUAGGUAAUGUCCUUAUUUUUUUUUUGUUUUACCCCAUUGAAAUUUUUAUUGUGACAAAAGUUACAGAUUUUAAAGAAAUCAUUGAAAAUUACUUGUAAAUAAUCUAUAAAGUACAUUUUAAGUAAAA
Messenger RNA from Leptopilina heterotoma, 672 nucleotides. RefSeq names its product mitochondrial import inner membrane translocase subunit TIM14. The record is from RefSeq and is a predicted model, not a curated record. Bases 130 to 516 code for a protein of 128 amino acids. NCBI's taxonomy places the organism in Eukaryota, Metazoa, Arthropoda, Insecta, Hymenoptera, Figitidae. Gene Ontology annotation, cellular component: PAM complex, Tim23 associated import motor. Gene Ontology annotation, biological process: protein import into mitochondrial matrix. Gene Ontology annotation, molecular function: ATPase activator activity. The transcript has 4 exons.